Molecule: messenger RNA, 1278 nt
Organism: Lactuca saligna
Lineage: Eukaryota; Viridiplantae; Streptophyta; Magnoliopsida; Asterales; Asteraceae
Source: the annotation of a GenBank genome assembly
AUGGCGGCAUCACUGUUCACCUUCUCCUUCACCUCAAGAAGAGUUGUCCCAGCUCCAAACUCGCCUCCUCUUGCCAUAUACAUCAAAGCCACCAACGUAGUUUUCAACCUUGAUAUUCCAGAAGUUCAUCGAGGUCUUGGACUUGAUGAUUUUGUUAAUUUCUUAGCUUCCUGCCGACUCCGAUACGCAAUCAGUGACGUUCCAUCAGAGUUCUUUCCCGAACAAGUCUGUGAAUUCUACUACACUACAACAAUUAAUGAUGAAAACAACGCCAUCUCUGGGACUAUUGGCCGUGGAAGACACUCAGUCUUCAAUACCGCUGACCUCCUCAGUACUGCGCUCAGGUUACCAAUCUUUGAACCAUUCUCAGAGCUUCCAUCUAUUGAACGAUGUAGAUGUCUCUUUGAUCAACUGGGAUACGAUCACUCUAAGGCUGGUACUCGGUCAGCUCUCAUUUUGCGUCAGUGCAUGACUCCAGGAUGGAAGUUCUUCACCGGUGCUCUGUGUAAGUGUGUGGGUCACAAAUCUCGCAAUGGUGAUCAACUGAGCACGUAUGAACAACAAGUCGUCUGUUCCUUUCUUCUCAACAAACGCCUUGAUUAUGGGGCUUUCUUCUUUGAUCAGCUUGUCCAACUUCUUCGUGCAAAUGUACGCGCUGAUCAUGUCCCCUUUCCACGCUGGAUUGCUCUUGUGCUAGAUAAAUUUUUCGCUGAAGCUUACUAUUCACAUUCUGGGAACCCCAUCCAAUGCCCUUGCAUGUCACUGCGAAUGUAUCAGGAUGAUCCAUUGGACACCGAUAUCGGCAUCUCUGAUCGGAUGAGAGAAUGGAUCGCAAAUCCAUAUACUGUUCCUUCCCUCACCGCUAAUACUGAUGAAGGAGCUGAUGGUAACAACGAAGAUCAUGCUGAUCAAGAAGCUGAAUCACAGAAUGGUGGCCAUCUCUCCCCUCAACUCUCUCAUCAUACUCUCUCUGACACUGAGAGAGCAUUUAAUGAGCUUCUGACACUGACUCGGGACAUGAGUCAACGUCUUCUACGAAUUGAGGCCGAUGUCCAGCAGCUGAAAGGUAUUCUCUUGCCAACUCCUUCCCCUAGCCCACAACAUGAUGAUGAUCAAAAGGGGGGAGAAACUGAUGAUGAUCAAAACGAGGGAGACACUGAAUCUGUUGAUCUUGAAUCUGUGGACAACACUUUAGUCCAGACUGAUCCACCACAUCCGAUGCACGAGUCUGAUAGACCAGCUGCUGACGAGUCAGAUAGACCUGCAAAUACUGAAUAG